AUGCCUACAAACGAUGCUAGCGGCAAAGCAAAAAAGCUUGGGCAGGCUGCCAAGAAAAAGAUGAACGAGGCAGGGAAAGCUCUCAAAAAAACAACAAACAAAGUCGGCAGUAAAGCUGGGGAAUUCAAAGAAAAGGUAGCCAGCGAAGAGAACAAGAAAGUUGCCAAGGAAAAAUGGAACGAAGCCAAGGUGGGGAUCAGUCAAGCUGUAAAAAAAGCCAGCGAUAAGGCUGAUGAACUUGCGGAUAAUCUCAGUGACGAAGAGUGUGUUGAAAAUACGAAAGAAAAGGUGUGUAAUACCUGUAAAAAAGUUAGGGAUAAAGCCAGAACGACAGGAGCUAAGAUGAAAGAAAAAUGCCCUAGCAAAGAGAAGCGGGAAGCGGCUAAGGAGAAGUUGAACGUAGCCAGGAAAGGAGCCAGAGAUACAGCUAGAAAGGCCAGCGCUAAAGCUAAUCAGAUUGCGGAUAAGCUCAGUGAUGAAGAGUGUAUAGAUACGGCAAAGGAAAAGUUGUGUAGUGCCGGUGAAAAAGUCAAGGACACUGCAAAAACGACUGGAGCAAAGAUCAAAGAAACAGUCACCAACAAAGAGAAUCAGGAUGCAGUUAAGGAAAAGUUGAACGAAGCCAGGAUGGGAAUUAUUGACAUAGCAAGAUUGGCCAGCGCUAAAGCCAGAGAAUUCGCGGAUGGACUCAAUGAAGACAACUGUGGAGAAACUGCCGAUGAGAAGUCGAGCAACACCGCUACAGAGGUCAGGGAUGCUGCAGGAAAGGAUGGGACUGGGGCUACCGAGAAUAAAGAGAAGACCAGCAACGAUAAGCGUGAUGCGGUUAAGGAAAAAUUGCGAAGUCAAGAGGGGGAUCAAAGGCAAAAAGAAAAGGGCCAGUGA
This is a messenger RNA of Haemonchus placei, 885 nucleotides long. Lineage: Eukaryota; Metazoa; Nematoda; Chromadorea; Rhabditida; Trichostrongylidae. The record is from the annotation of a GenBank genome assembly.